AUGGUACGCCUAGUUCCAAAAUGACAGGAGUGGAUAAAUGCCGUUACCUCCUACCCGGCCCCAUCUCACUUCCGGGUCUGUGGCAAGGCAACUUCCUUUUGGGAUAAGAAGGAACGGCUGGUGAAGAAAAUGAUUAUAGACUUAUGGAGAUAUUUCUAUACAAAUAUCUUUCGAUUUUGGCUAAAGUGGAUCUUAAGACUGGUAACUGGAAAAUGUGAAUUGCAGCGUAUUUGCAAUGGCACAAGGAAAAAUGCAAAAAGAACACUACGAAUAGAGUAUUCACUGGAAUCAUCGAAGCAUAAGUCCUUGCAAAAUGCUUUGAACACUACUGAAGAUGAAGUGGAAAAAUGUGUUGCGUGCAUAAUAGAAGAAAAGAAGAUUAAAGUACAGAAAGAUGUAGGAUUUGCUUCAAAGCUACAAUCAUCUUUACUCCAAAUAUCAGGCUACAAGAAACUCUGUUUGGCAGUGGAAGAUCUCAAAAAACAAAUAUAUAAUUCAGACAAUAAAGAACAUGAAGAGCAAUUAAUGGAGCUCUGGAAUUUGUUAAUGCCCCAUGAAAAACUGAAGGCCAGAAUCACAAAGCAGUGGUGUGAUAUUGGUUUCCAAGGUGAUGACCCUAAAACAGACUUCAGAGGAAUGGGAAUGCUGGGAUUAACUAAUCUUCUAUAUUUUAGUAAACAUUAUCCUCAUGAAGCUCGUCAAAUCCUUGUUCGUUCAAAUCAUCCAAAACUUGGAUACUCUUAUGCAAUCGUUGGAAUAAAUUUGACAGAGAUGGCUUACAGUCUGUUAACUAAAGGACUUUUAAAGAGCCACUUUUACAACUUGGUUCCUGGUGCUCCUCAGCUGAACGAUUUCCAUCAGUUUUACUGUUAUUUGACAUAUGAAUUUGACAAUUUCUGGUUUGAAGAGAAACCGGAGAGUAUUAUGUACUUCAACCAGUAUAGAGAGAAGUUUCAUGACAAAAUCAAAAGACUACUCCUGGAUUAUGAUGUGGUCCUUGCCUUAAAAACUGAAAACUAGAAAUGUCUGAUUCUUUUGGGUUCUGUACAUAAAUAAUAUGCACUUGAUCGAAACUCUGGUAUUCAACCAAAAAUUCCAUUUAUUGCUCAAAGGUUUAUACAUCCAUUAUUAUUUUUAUAGAAAAUAUGCUUGGACAAUCAAUACUUAUUUAAGACUGAACAUUGUAUUCGAAAGAUAUUUUUUUUAAUAUAAAGAUCCUCAUUGGAUCAUAAGACCUCACAGUUUUUCUACACUUAGUAGAAGGUGUAAAAUAAUUGUUGAACUUUAUCAUGUUGCUCAGCUAUAGAUUCAUAUCCAAAUUUGAUUGAUACUUGAUUUACAGUAAAAGAUGUUAUGAUAGUUCAUUAAUGGAAAAUUUGUUGUAGAUUUUUUUAUAUUGUAUAUCUUGUUCUUUUCAAAUAUGGAAGCUUUAGUGCUCUGUUAUGAUUUGGAAAAGAAUAUAUACAUCAAUAAGUAGUAUGUUACUUGAAUGAAUGAAAGCUGUCUUUAGUGUCCUUACUUAGUCAUAUUCAUUAACUGUUUUAUCUCCCUUUGGAGGUGUAUAGAUAGAAACUCGUAGAUUAAUCUUUCAUUUCAAAAGAAAUGUUAUACACUACCAUAAAAUAUAAAACUAAAUAAAUUUUGCCUCUAUUGCCAUCAAAUAUCAAUCUCUGUCCUCCCUCCAUCUGUUUUUUCAUUUAACAACAUUUAGGAGGUACAGUAUAUAACAUAGAACUUAAAGUAUUUAAUAGAAGAUAAUAAUUAGUACAUUCUUUUUUCAAUGUAUCACUCAUUGAGAACUACAUAUAUAAUUCUCAGACAAUCUAGGUACUAGAAUUGUACUCAUGUUGAAAAUCUAUACAGACUUUUUUUCCCCCUAAACUUUGUAUUUAGCCUUGUUGACAUUUGAGAGAUGGCCAGAAUGAUUAAGGUUGUUAAAGUGCCUUUUAUUUAAAGCAGUUGAGUAUCAUCCCUGGAGCUGGGAUUAACUGAUUUUUAGAUAGCUCCUAGGAUGUGCCUCUGUUAUAAUAUUUAAUACUGGAAUUGGGCAUAUUUAAUCUUGCUAACUAAAAAUGUGUGUGCAAAUUAUAUCACCAAUCCAGAAAAAGUGAAUCAAAAUAUUUGAAGAAUAUUUAAAGAAAAUACGAUUGUAUAUGACAACUUGGGCAAAAUUUAUUAUGAAUUGGGCUUUGGCAAAGAAAUACAGGAUUUAUUUUUAGUGUUUAUAGUUAUCUUGCAAAUGCUCAUUUUAUCUCAAAAAAUUGCUGAAAGAAAACAUUAGAUACUAUGUAAAAUGCAUGUUGGACAUAUUAAAAAAUGGUCUGCACUGUC
Molecule: messenger RNA, 2331 nt
Organism: Protobothrops mucrosquamatus (brown spotted pit viper)
Lineage: Eukaryota; Metazoa; Chordata; Lepidosauria; Squamata; Viperidae
Gene: ELMOD2
Product: ELMO domain containing 2
Exons: 9
Coding region: 130-1020 (296 amino acids)
Cellular component (GO): membrane
Molecular function (GO): GTPase activator activity
Source: RefSeq, a predicted model, not a curated record